AUGGACAACGUUGUUGGCCAGGAAAAUAUUCGAAACAAUGUGGCAGAGGAAGAGAUAAUUUCAUGUAAAAAUGAACAAAAGGAAGCGGGGGGGAGGAAGGAAGUAGUUGAAGGAGAGGAUUCAGUACCUGAUAAUACGAUCUCAUCGACAGCGACGCAAAAGGACGUUGCUGUAGGUGACAAAAGUAGCACAACGGAUACUUCAGCAAUUGCAGCUAAAGUACCGAUAGACAUUUCCACUUCACCGAAAAACAGCAUAGACACCUUUCAAUCACUCCCAACUUCACCAUCUGACCUUUAUAAUACAGCACCACCUGAGACAUUAACAUCGACAAUAAAUACCUCUAAAAUAAUAGUACCAAAACGGAUUGUUCGAAUAGAAAGAGAUUAUUCUCGUGGAGAAAUGUGUCAGUUCCGUACAACAUUUCCAAUAGAAAUUGAAGGACGGAUAACUCCAAUACAAUUUAGACAAACAAUCAAUAGAUUAAAUGAGCUUUUGACAAAAGCUUUCAAUCCAAGGAGCAAUUGGUAUGAUAACUGUCUUGCCUGCGUAACAAUAUAUACAUCAACUUUAUGUACACGAUCACAUUACGAGAAGCCAGUUACUUACGUAAAUACAUUAUUACCAAAUACUUGGAAAUUCUCUCCAACUUGA
Messenger RNA from Racocetra persica, 654 nucleotides. The record is from the annotation of a GenBank genome assembly. Lineage: Eukaryota; Fungi; Glomeromycota; Glomeromycetes; Diversisporales; Gigasporaceae.